Molecule: messenger RNA, 384 nt
Organism: Scheffersomyces amazonensis
Lineage: Eukaryota; Fungi; Ascomycota; Pichiomycetes; Serinales; Debaryomycetaceae
Exons: 1
Coding region: 1-384 (127 amino acids)
Source: RefSeq, a predicted model, not a curated record
AUGAAGAAUUGGACUUUCUUAGAGAGUAGAUUGAUGUUGUUGGUUAUUUGGAAUAUUGGUUGGAAGCUUUUAGUUUAUUCAUUUCAGGUUCUUAAAAUCUAUAUCUAUAUACAUAUAAAUAGCUAUGAGAUAUUAAAUCCAUGUAGUACACUAACUCCGACUGAUAAGUCUCUUUUCCUAGUAAGGUUGCUAUUCCUCCUUAUCAGGAACGGGGGUUUAGGUAGAACAUAUAUAUUGUUCGACUAUCACACUUACUGGUAUUGGCAUACCCUCAUAUACAGAGACCGGGGUCCAAGGUAUAUUGCCUUAUCUAAUGGCUAUCAUAUGUCUUAUGGAGGCGUCUAUGACAAGGAUAUCAGUUUUGUUUUUAUUCGUAUGUAUUAA